Messenger RNA from Xenopus laevis (African clawed frog), 1274 nucleotides. It is a transcript of the gene srrd.L, whose product is annotated as SRR1 domain containing L homeolog. Bases 124 to 1035 code for a protein of 303 amino acids. The record is from RefSeq and is a predicted model, not a curated record. The transcript has 7 exons. Gene Ontology annotation, cellular component: nucleus; cytoplasm. Lineage: Eukaryota; Metazoa; Chordata; Amphibia; Anura; Pipidae.
UCCCGGAAGUGUAGGAAAUGUGUGACGUCGCGUGCAUGCAUGGCGCUAGGAGGACUAACCAGAGAAGAGCGAAAAGAUACACCUUUUCUUGCUGUGCUCUUUGGCCUCUUGCCUCUCUACUAGAUGGAAUCAAAUGAGUGGCAGAUGGUAAAGAAGAAGAAAUCUGCGAGAAGGAAAGAUGUGCUUAACAAUGAAAAGCCGCCGGAUCUCUCCCAUUGUGAAUCAGAAAACGAUUGUAAGAAUCUGACACAGAGAAUAUUUGGCACCAUAGAGAACAUUAAGACAUCAGAGUUUUGGAACUCUUGUCAAAAGCCUCUCAAGCAAUGCCUGCACAUACAUGAGACUGCUGCUAAGGACUGGGAUCCAUGUAAAGGUGUCGGGGCAGAUCAGUGCUUUGAUAUAAUAAGCAAGGAAGGACAUUUCCGCUCAUUAAGCAGUUGUGAUUGUGUGUGUUAUGGCCUUGGCAAUUUUUCCUUAUGUGUAACAUCUCGAUGCCAACUUGCUUUUUUACUUUUGUUCCUGGAACUGUUCAAGAUUCCAAGAUGCCAGAGCUUCGUUUUUGAUCCAAUCUUUUCACCUUUGGAGAUCUCUGUUCUCCGAGAGCUUGGCUUUAAUGUCCUAUUAGAGAAUGAGGAGGGAAAACAUAUUGUGGAUAAAUCCACAGUUUUUUACAUGCUUCAUUGCGGGAAAGCUCUGUAUAAUAAUCUGCUGUGGAGAAACUGGUCAGCCAAGUCGCUAUCAGAAAUGAUCAUCAUUGGCAACAGUUUCAAAGGGAUUGAGGAAAGAUUAUUGUCCAGAAUUCUGCAGAGAGAUUAUGUGUAUAUCCAUAAGGUAAGAACCUUGAGCUUACAAGCCGUGGAGGAAACACCAUUCCCAGAGAACUCGCAGUACAGUGAUGUGUUCAACGACACCUCCGUCCACCGCUUCCCCGCCCAGAAACUCAGGACUUUAGCCAAUGAAUUCUGGGAGUGUGCAGAAGAGCCGUGUUACCAAGAGUGCGAGGAUCUGGAGAUUAUUCGGAAUCAGAAUAGGUAGCAGCGCAGUUCAACACCCAUUCCUACAUUCAGCGUUUAUGGUGUACAGUAUCUUCUCUUGAAGAGUUAUUUAUACCCAGGGGGCUCUAAUUUGGUAGAACUUUUGAUGGCAAACCAAGUAAGCCUUUAAUACUUGAAUAUUAAAUAAAGUAUAUAUGUUUAAAUAAUACACAAGCAGGAAUCUGUAAAAUAUAUUAUAAACAGUGCUUAUUAUUUUAAAUAAAAUAUACUGCAAAUGAA